GACCGCCACAGUGCCACACAGCAUCCAGUCUCUGUUCUGUUCCAGUUGUCAGUCGUGAGGCAGCUCUCACCGAGUGAGGAUGUGUCGCCGUCGUGUCGCGAUGUGGACAGGUUGAUGGCUCGCCUUCGUGAUCUCACUAUCAGCAGUGGAUCCCUCGUUCUGCAGCAGUAGCCCUGUCAGCAAUGUGACAGACCUACCAGGAGUGACUGAACUGUAUUAACAUAGACUACAGACCAAUAACCAACCUGUUGAUUGGGGCCUACCUGUGUUUCACUGAAAAUGGGAAACAAGAUAGCCAGAUGAGAUGGUGGCCCGAACACUGUGGCUAUGGCUCUGUGCGGUAUGGCUCACUACUUGGCUCACCGAGGCCAUCAUCAACCCCAGCGCGGCCUCGGUUUGUGACCUCGGUCCCUGCAGUUGUGUCCGCGGCAAACUUCUCUGCGACUGUUCCACAUCUAAAGUGAAGAGAGUCGUGCUGAAGGGUCUGGAGGUUGGCAGUUUCAGCUCCAUCAGUGUUGCCAACUGUGGCCAUGUACAUGUGGUAUCACAAGCACUGUCAGGUCUACCAGCCCUGCAACAGUUCAGUGCAGCUAACAUCCCCAGCCUUACUCUGGAAGAACAAGCGUUCAGUUGGAGGACGGACAACGAGAGACACAGCGGUUUGCUGAUCAACAUCACCAAUAGCGCCAUCCCGGAGAUUCCCAGCUACUGCUUUCGCGGAUCUCUGCGCCAUGUCAACUUCGUGUCCGUCAAUGUAUCGCACGUGAGGCCGUUCGCAUUUUCUUCCAUCGACCGCGCCGAUAGGAUGGACUUUACCGGUGUCCACUUCGCCGACUUGGAGCCUCAGGCAUUCAAGAAGUUCAGUGUCGACGCCCUCAGUGUGACCGACAGCAAGUUCGACGUGCUGCCGACCAGGACGAUGGUAGAUGUCGAGGUACACCAGGAAGUGAAAUUCGAUCGUGUGGAAGUGGGUACUGCCAAAUACUCCGGGUUGAGGAUCCACGGCCCCAGACAUUUCCGGAUGAUCAGAUCUCGCGUUGAUCACGCCGAUCAUCACGCGUUCCGUGUCCAUACCAGGGGUCCGGUAUUUCUACUCGACAACGUGUUCACACAUCUAGAAAAAGCUGCAUUCGCAGGAUUCACUGUGGAAAGGAGGUUUCUAUUGGAGUUCGGCAAACAGGAGUUGAUUUUUGAAAACAACACAUUAGUCAACUUCGAGAGUGCAGCAUUGCUCAUUAACACUACCGGGUUCAGUCCUCGACUCGACCGGAUAGUGAUCAACCAGCACUGCUCUUGCCCGAACGCCGACUACUGGACUUCGGACCUCGUGUACUUCUCCUCCAACCCCCAAGUCCUGACGCCGGCUCCUCAAGUCGAGACGGUCUUGUACUGCUGCAGUCCCAAAGUCGACAACGUUAAGGAAUUCCAGAGGACCCACUGCAGCGAAAAAGACGCAAGGAAAUUGUUCUUCGUGGUGCUUUUGGCCCUCAGCGCGAUAGUCCUGUUAUCGUCGACGGGAGUGGUCGUUUACCUGGGUACCGGGCGGAAGGCCAAGCGCUACGUUAACGUGCCCAACUCACCGUCGCCAGUGAAGCAGGACAAAGGCGGCCACAUACUCGUGAUCCCCGACGGCAAGACCUACCGGGAGACUGAGCUUCACGUCAUUGUAGAACACGCGGAGCCCAUCACUCCUACUGAGUACAUCAAGACUCCCCAUGACUCCUAGGUUACCUUACUUCAGUAUUAUAUAAAGUGUCCCCUUGUAUGCAAUCAACCUUUGUUGUAAGAAAUGUAUAUAACCAUACUUAUCGCCGGAACGAUCUUUCACUAGUUUGGAAAUGUGAUAUUAAUUUUAGUUUUACGAAAUUAGUUUCGAAAACCAAAGCUUUAUGGUGUGAAAUUGUAAAUCAUCAACAGAUUUCUCGCAAAGAAUAAAAAAGACAUGUACUAUAUUUGUAGAGUUCUAUGUUAAGUAUGACAUAAAUAAUGUGCCAAAUUAUAGAUGUAGUAUUUAAAUGUUUAA
Molecule: messenger RNA, 2023 nt
Organism: Homalodisca vitripennis (glassy-winged sharpshooter)
Lineage: Eukaryota; Metazoa; Arthropoda; Insecta; Hemiptera; Cicadellidae
Exons: 3
Coding region: 305-1726 (473 amino acids)
Source: RefSeq, a predicted model, not a curated record